Psammomys obesus (fat sand rat) is the source of this 1730-nucleotide messenger RNA. RefSeq names its product kinesin light chain 3 (gene Klc3). Gene Ontology annotation, biological process: axo-dendritic transport. NCBI's taxonomy places the organism in Eukaryota, Metazoa, Chordata, Mammalia, Rodentia, Muridae. Gene Ontology annotation, molecular function: kinesin binding. Gene Ontology annotation, cellular component: kinesin complex; cytoplasm; membrane-bounded organelle. The coding region runs from base 99 to 1616 and encodes 505 amino acids. The transcript is spliced from 13 exons. The record is from RefSeq and is a predicted model, not a curated record.
CGCCUCCAGGAGCCUCCGGGACCGGCGUCGGCGCAGCGGGAGCAGCUGGGGUCUGCGCGCCACCGGGCAGUUCGGACAGGCGGCGUCCAGGAGCAGCCAUGUCUGUGCAGGUGGUGGCCCUUGGAAGCACAGGGCUGGGCCCAGAGCGCCUGAACCCCGAGGAGCUGGUGCGGCAGACGCGGCAGGUAGUACAGGGGCUGGAGGCCCUCCGGGCUGAGCACCAUAGUCUGGCCGGCCGCUUGGAGGACGCCCUGGCUGGACCGGGGCCUGUGGCUGGUGUGGAGCUGCUGGAAGAGAAGCAACAGGUGGUGAACCACUCACUGGAGGCCAUCGAGCUGGGGCUGGGCGAGGCCCAGGUGCUGCUGGCCCUGUCUGCACACGUGGGUGUGUUAGAGGCUGAGAAGCAGAGGCUGCGGGCACAGGCACGGAGGCUAGCCCAGGAGAACACGUGGCUCCGAGAGGAGCUGGAGGAGACGCAGAGGCGCCUGCGGGCCAGUGAGGAGGCUGUGGCCCAGCUGGAGGAGGAGAAGAGCCACCUCCAGUUCCUAGGGCAGCUUCGGCAGUAUGACCCACCUGAGGAGAGCCAGAGGCCCGAGUCCCCCCCUCGCCGAGACAGCCUGGCCUCUCUGUUCCCCAGUGAAGAGGAGGAAAGGAAAGGUCCCGAGGCAGCUGGGGCCGCAGCAGCGCAGCAGGGCGGCUAUGAAAUCCCGGCUCGCCUUCGGACCCUGCACAACCUGGUGAUCCAGUACGCCGGCCAGGGCCGCUACGAGGUGGCGGUCCCCCUGUGCCGCCAGGCCUUGGAGGACCUGGAGCGGAGCUCGGGCCACUGCCACCCUGAUGUGGCCACCAUGCUCAACAUCCUGGCCCUCGUGUAUAGGGACCAGAACAAGUACAAAGAGGCCACAGACCUUCUUGAGGACGCCCUGCAGAUCCGGGAGCAGACUCUAGGUCCCGAACACCCCGCGGUGGCUGCCACCCUCAACAACCUGGCUGUGCUCUAUGGAAAACGUGGGCGUUACCGGGAGGCAGAGCCCCUAUGCCAGCGUGCCCUGGAGAUCCGGGAGAAGGUCCUGGGUGCUGACCACCCUGAUGUGGCUAAGCAGCUCAACAACCUGGCCUUGUUGUGCCAGAACCAGGGCAAGUUUCAGGAUGUGGAGCGGCACUACGCCCGGGCCCUGAGCAUCUACGAGGCCCUGGGAGGACCACAUGACCCCAAUGUGGCCAAGACCAAGAACAAUCUGGCCUCAGCCUACCUGAAGCAGAACAAGUACCAGCAGGCAGAGGAGCUGUACAAGGAGAUCCUCAGCCAGGAGGCCCUGCCUGCCCCACUUGGAGCGCCCCCUGCAGGCACAGCCGGCGAAGCACAGCAACAAGUCCUACGUAGGAGCAGCUCCUUCUCCAAGCUCCGAGAGUCUAUCCGGCGCGGAAGUGAGAAGCUGGUCUCCCGCCUCCGAGGCCAGGGCAUGGCAGGGGCUGCAGGGAUGAAGAGAGCCAUGUCCCUUAAUAUGCUGAACGUGGAUGGCCCCAGGGCGGCCAGUACGCAGCUCUCAACUCGGCACCUGAGUGACGCCCCUCGGACCCUCAGCGCCAGCACGCAGGACCUGAGCCCGCGCUAAGUGGACCAGCUGGAGCGGCCAGCUUCUCAGGGAAGGGUGGUGGGUGGUCCCCCGCGCUGCACCUGCGCAUCGGGGUCCUGCUAGCCUCCCUGCAAUUAAAGGCUGUACACUGGC